Pristis pectinata (smalltooth sawfish) is the source of this 2490-nucleotide messenger RNA. RefSeq names its product BTB/POZ domain-containing protein KCTD5-like. Bases 13 to 594 code for a protein of 193 amino acids. Gene Ontology annotation, cellular component: cytoplasm; Cul3-RING ubiquitin ligase complex. NCBI's taxonomy places the organism in Eukaryota, Metazoa, Chordata, Chondrichthyes, Rhinopristiformes, Pristidae. The transcript is spliced from 6 exons. The record is from RefSeq and is a predicted model, not a curated record. Gene Ontology annotation, molecular function: cullin family protein binding. Gene Ontology annotation, biological process: protein homooligomerization; proteasome-mediated ubiquitin-dependent protein catabolic process.
UGGGAGCUGAAGAUGGCGGAGGGGAAGGAGCCGAAUAACAAGUGGGUUCGGCUGAAUGUCGGGGGCACCCACUUCCUGACCACCCGGCAGACGCUGUGCCGUGAGGAGAAGUCCUUCUUGUACCGGCUGUGCCAGGAGGAGGGCGAGCUGCUGUCCGACCGGGACGAGACAGGGGCGUACCUGAUUGACCGGGAUCCCACAUAUUUUGGGCCUAUAUUGAACUAUCUCCGACACGGCAAACUUGUUAUCAACAAGGAACUGGCGGAGGAGGGGGUUCUAGAAGAAGCUGAGUUUUACAACAUUGCACCUCUCAUUAAAUUAGUGAAAGAGAAGAUCAAAGAAAGAGAUUGCAAACCCACACAGAUUCCUACAAAACAUGUUUACCGAGUUCUCCAAUGUCAGGAGGAAGAGCUUACACAGAUGGUUUCCACUAUGUCUGAUGGCUGGAAAUUUGAGCAGUUGGUCAGCAUUGGAUCGUCCUACAACUAUGGAAAUGAAGACCAAGCGGAGUUUCUAUGCGUUGUUUCCAAGGAGCUGCACAACACCACCAACGGGAUAAGCUGUGAACCGAGUCGAAAAGCUAAGAAAUACUGAGUGGCUGUUCCAUCUCAACCUCCUCCUGCUCCCACUAAGACAAGCUGGUCUUCAGCCAAGUUCAUUCACUGCAGUGGUAUCAAGAAACAGCUGGAAACAUUGGAUUUAGCAAAAAAAAGGACUAAAAAAAAUCCUUGGCUGUAAUAUGCUUCCAAACUAGCCACGCUGUUCUAGUGCAGUUUGAGCGCUGGUGUUUCUUCAGCAUUAUAGAAAAUUGAAAAGUUUAAAAAAAACUGCAAAUAUGGAAAUCUGAAAUAACUUUUCCUAAAAAAAAGCUACUCAGCUGGUCAGGCAGCACGUGGAGAAACUGAAUUAACAUUGCAGGUCAAUAAUCUUUCAUCAGAAUGCAUUAAUGAAAUAUGUUUUGAGUAGGGAGGAGAUAACAGUAGGACUAUCUGUGAUAGGAUAGAGACCAAAAGAAGUUGUGGGGAAUCCAAACAGGCCAAUUAAUGUCCCAACAUCCUACCCUCAAUCAUCAGCACAGUGAUGGGCACUCUUCCACUUGAUGGUGUUGAAAAGAUCAUGCCAAUAUUAUUGAUCAACGCCCACCAAAAACCUGUUGACUGAUAUCCUGACUGAAUGUAGCCUUGGCCAAAGUGAACCAAAGGGUGAGGUCCUGAGGUGAGUGCUUCUGCCCAGAGGUCAAAUCGGCACUUCACCAAGUGUGGCAUCAAGGAGCCCUGCUGAACCUGGAGUCGAUGGGAAUCGAGGGGAAAUUGCACCCAUGACCAGCAUAACUUGCAGAAAAGAAGAUGGUUGUGGCUGCUGGAGUUCACUCAGCCCUAUGUCAUUGCUGCAGGAAUUCCUUAGGGCUGUGUCCUAUGCCCAACCUUCUAUCGCUACUUCAAUGACUACCCCUCCAUCUAAUGAUAAGAAGUGGGGAUGUUUGCUGAUUGUACAAUGUUCAGUUCCAUUCUAAGCUCCUUGGAUAAUGUACUUGCAUUUAGUGGUAUCUGGGCUGUUAACUGCUAAGUAAGAUUUACUCCACUCGAGUGUCAGGCAAUGACGAAAGAGACUAACCAUCUACCUUGGAAAUAAGUGCCACGACUUUUGCUGUACUCGCCAUUUCAACAUCUGGAGGACCACCACUGACCAGAAACUCAACUGAACUCGCUGCUAAAAUCAAUGGUGUGAGAACCAGUCAGAACCUGGAUAUACUGCAAUGACCGAGUCACCUCACGAGACCCCAGAGUCUUUUCAUCUUUAAGUCACGGGUUAUCAUUGUGAUAGUGUACUCUCCUUUUGCCUGGAUGAGUGCAGUUCCAACAGCUCUCAAGCGCAACGCCAUCCAGGAAAAAGCAGCCUGUUGAUUGGCAUAGCCCAUCCACCACAUUCAAUGUUCCUCCGACACCCCCUACCAGCACAGUAUAGGCGUUGUAUGUACCAUUCAGAGAAUGCUAUGUAGCAACUUUUCAGUGCCUCUCUGACGGCGUCUCCCAAACCCAUGACUUCUGCUUUCUAGAAGGCACAAGGGAAUAUUGUGCCUGCAGGUUCCUCGUUAAGUUGCACAGCACCAUGACUUGGAAAUGUAUCGCUUGUCCAUCAUCUUCUCUGUUCAAGAUCCUGCAGCUCCCUCCAUAGCAGCACUGUGGAAACACCUUCAUCAGAAGGUCAGGAUUUAUUCAAGAAUGUGGCUCACUGCUAUCCCUUUCCAUAGGCUAUCAAGGACAAGUGAUUUAAAAAAAAAAGAAAAAAUUUGGCUUCGUCAACGAUGCACCUAAUUUGGCUUUUAAAUAAAAAUAAUUAUUCAAAAUGAGACUCUUCUAAGAUGAUACAAGGCUUGUGCUAAAAUGUUCAGGGUAAUUGAGGGGUAUGGGGGUAGCACAGGAAGGUUAAAUUAGCACAAAGGUUGAGUUAAUAUAGAUGGUCAGCUUUAAUCUUGAGUGGUGGGGCUGG